Molecule: messenger RNA, 830 nt
Organism: Eubalaena glacialis (North Atlantic right whale)
Lineage: Eukaryota; Metazoa; Chordata; Mammalia; Artiodactyla; Balaenidae
Gene: PRCD
Product: photoreceptor disc component
Exons: 5
Coding region: 182-346 (54 amino acids)
Cellular component (GO): photoreceptor outer segment membrane
Molecular function (GO): opsin binding
Source: RefSeq, a predicted model, not a curated record
CCAGUGAGGUUAAUCAGUCUUCCCAAGGUCAGGUCUGCUGACCCCACUAAUCAGCUUGAGCCUCCUAAUCCAUCACCAGCAGGAGCCUCAGGAUGGACCGCAGGGGCUUGGGAGAGCUGGCAGGGGCCAUCUUGGCCCUUCUCCUGCAGACCCGGUCUGGAGGGGAUGGGGCAGCUGAGCCAUGUGCACUAUGCUCUUCCUGCUCAGCACCUUGGCCAUGCUCUGGCGCCGCCGAUUCGCCAACAGGGUCCAACCAGAGCCCAGUGGGGUAGAUGGAGCAGUUAUGGGCAGCAGCUUGGAAACAGACCUCCAGUCCUCAGGCAGAGAGAAAGAACCGCUGAAGUAAGCCCUCGCCUCUUCAGGCGCAGCUCAGCCCCAGGGCCUGGGAUCAGCUGGCAGCUCACGUCCUGGUGUGCCCCCCACCCCCGAAGGACGCCGUGGCGGAAGGAGCUGCAGGAGGGAGACUGGGGAAAGCAGCCGUUGAGAAGCGCAGGCCUCCCUGAAGCCACCUGGAAGUCUGCAGCUGCUCAGUGGAAGAAGAGGUUUUACUGGCCUGGCCGCCCAUCUUUGGCAGCUCAGCUUGUCCAGGGCUGUGUGGUGUCACCUUGCGAUGGUGGCACUCACUUCCUAUGACAUUUGCCUCUCCCUGGUCCCCAGAGGUCACCCUGCCACUGGCUGCUCUGCUGAAAUGAUCAAUAGGAAAUGCCGUUUGGAUCUGUGACAUGUCUGCCUGCAGCUGGAUGGAAGCAACUCACAGCUUGUCCUCGGCGUGUGUUUUCUGUGUGUGUGUGUGCAUGCGUGCCCGUGUCCCAAAUGGGCAGUAGCAUGUG